AUGCCCGACAUCUACCCCAACGGCUCCGACCAUCCCUUCACUUCCGGCGCCCACUCUCCCGAGCACCACCAGCGCCCCUCAACCUCGUACUCGGACACGGGCUUCUCGUCGCGCCCUUACUCGUCCGACCACAACAACGGCACGCCGCAGAGCUACAACGCCUUUGUGCCCUCGGACACGGACACGCCGCCGCGGGGGGGCUUCAACGGUUACAACAACGGCUACGGCCACCAGAGCCGCCCGCAGUCGCGCCCUUCGUCCGGCCUCGCCUACACCAAUCCCGACGGCACCAGAUCCUCGGUCUACCAGGACCAGAAUUCGCGGGGCUCGGCGCAGAUGGCGGACAAGCAGAGCACGAGCGUGGUCAUCAAGGUCGGCAUGGUGGGCGACGCGCAGAUUGGCAAGACGAGCUUGAUGGUCAAAUACGUCGAGGGCAGCUGGGACGAGGACUACAUCCAAACGCUGGGCGUCAACUUCAUGGAGAAGACGAUAUCCAUUCGCAACACGGAAAUCACUUUCAGCAUAUGGGACCUGGGCGGCCAGCGCGAGUUCGUCAACAUGCUGCCGCUCGUGUGCAACGACGCCGUCGCGAUCCUCUUCAUGUUCGACCUGACGCGCAAGAGCACGCUCAACUCGAUCAAGGAAUGGUACCGCCAGGGCCGCGGCUUCAACAAGACGGCCAUUCCCUUCCUCGUCGGCACCAAAUACGACCACUUUGUCAACUUUCCGCGCGAAGAGCAGGAGGAGAUUUCAAAUCAGGUGUGUAGCGCCAAGCGCUUCGCCAAAGCCAUGAAAGCUUCGCUCAUCUUCAGCAGCACCAGCCACAGCAUUAACGUGCAAAAGAUCUUCAAGAUCGUCCUGUCCAAGGCGUUCGACCUGCGCUGCACGAUUCCCGAAAUCGAAAACGUGGGCGAGCCGCUGCUGCUGUAUCAGUCGGUGGGCUGA
Molecule: messenger RNA, 945 nt
Organism: Aplosporella prunicola CBS 121167
Lineage: Eukaryota; Fungi; Ascomycota; Dothideomycetes; Botryosphaeriales; Aplosporellaceae
Exons: 4
Coding region: 1-945 (314 amino acids)
Biological process (GO): regulation of exit from mitosis
Cellular component (GO): spindle pole body
Molecular function (GO): GTPase activity; GTP binding
Source: RefSeq, a predicted model, not a curated record